Messenger RNA from Patiria miniata (bat star), 549 nucleotides. RefSeq lists its product as uncharacterized. The transcript has a single exon. NCBI's taxonomy places the organism in Eukaryota, Metazoa, Echinodermata, Asteroidea, Valvatida, Asterinidae. The record is from RefSeq and is a predicted model, not a curated record. Bases 1 to 549 code for a protein of 182 amino acids.
AUGCACAAGUUAUUGGAAUACGUGACGAAGGAGAAGGAUAUAUCUGAAUGCAACUACCAAUGGGUCAAGGAGCAGCUUGAGAAAGCCCACGUCGGAAAGAAGUUCAUCUUCUGUAAAGACAUGGCCUACGCCAUGUCAGAUCAGAUGGAGUUCCUCCCGAAGGGCUACCGGCACGUGUUCCUGAUCUGUCAUCCUCUCAAGGUCUUCUCGUCUUGGAAGAGGCUGUUCCAGGGAAUGGCAAAGGUGUCUCCAGGUGAAUUCAGCCUUACAGACUUUCCAACAAAGAUUUUCCUGAAAGGUUAUGGCUUCCGAGAGAUACACGAGUUGUUCGAGUACGUGACGAAGGAGCUUGGUCAAGAGGUGAUCAUCAUCGACGCGGAUGACCUUCUCCAAGAUCCCAAGGGUAUCCUGUCAGCACUCUUCGAUCUCAUCGGGCUACCCUUCGAGGAGAAGAUACUGAAUUUGGAAGCAGGGAGUGCAGUCACUGAGCUCUGGACCAUCCCACGGCUGUUAUUACAAAAAGCGAGUACGCAAACUCAAGAUGUAUGA